CAUUCUAUUGCCCGCUCAUAUCUCCACGCGAUUUUCUUAUUCUAAUGAUUAAAUAUAUUCGCCCUUUUAUUCUUAAUGCUCGACAUUAUUUAUUAAUCUACCAACGUGCGUUCACAAGCAUUGAUAUUUCGGUUUCGGUUCUUUAUUCACUUAUUUCGGCGACCGCAUAUUUCGCGCCACUGUAAAUCGUUACGUUUACGGUCAGUUUUCACUGUAUUUGUUGUGCGCGAUCGCGGUAUAACGUAUAACACGUUAUAAAAGACAAUCGAUUUAUAACGUUCGAUUAAACGAAUGUUAAAAUAUAAAUAUAUAAUUAUUUGUGUACAAUCCUUUUAUAUUCAUUGCAACGCAGUUUUUCAAUAUUCGAAAAGCUUUCCCAGUGGAAAUUAAGUGAAAGAUGAAAUAACCUUUAUGAGAGAAAAAAAUAUUGUUUACGAAUUUGAAAUAAUACUAUGAAAAUAAGACAGGAGUUCUUAUAAUGCAUGUUGAUUUAUAGCAAGAAUCUCUCAGAUAAUUGUGUAUAUAAUGGAACUUCUAAAUGAUCGACAAGUGGAUAAUACUUCCUUCUCGUUAGAUACGAAUUGUUUACAAAUCUCGUGCAACUGGCAAAUUACUAAUAACAAACAGUUCCGUGAUGCUUUGACUUUGGAAGCUUCGCCUAAAGAGUUUUUGAAAACUGAAUACGAGGAUGUUGUUUCUCUGGAAACGUGCAUAUCUGUGCAAUCAUCUGAUUCAAAUAGCGAACCGUGUAUGAUAGAUAUAAAAUUAACUAAUGGCCAAAAAAUCACACAGAUUGCCGUUGUUUCCGAAGCUUAUGUAUUAGAAUUCUUCAAGCAAUUUGGAGAAUAUGACACGACAAAGUUUGCAGAACUGAUAGAUAAGUUUGAAGAUACUUCGGUCUACUUUGUGGAAACAACAAUUCUUCCAUAUACCUCCGAAGCUAGUAUUAAGUUCGUGAAAACGAAAAAUGAAAAUUCAGUUAUGUGGAUAUAUGGUAUAAGACUGUAUUUAACAGAGCCCAGCACUGAAUGCAAUAACGUCUCUCCGAUACAAUUUAAUCCUGAGAUAAUACAAAAUUUCCUAACUAAACUUAAUUUUAAUGACAAAGGGAACAAUGCCACAAAUAAUAUUCAGUCAUGUUAUAUGAAUAUUUUGAACUCAUCUAGAAAUAGAACCAAUGAAAAAGAAAUAGCGCAAUCUGCGGAUGAGAAGGAAUCGAAUAAUACAGAUAUAAUUACGUAUAUCGAUAAGAAGUGUCAAGAAAUGGAAACAAGACUAAUGAAGAGAAUCGAUGAAAUGGAGCAAAGAACCAAUGCAAAACUUGAUAGUAUUUUGAAUAAAUUACAAACACUGCAAUAGUAUCAAGUGACCUUCCACUUUACAGACUUCACGAUACAAAUAUACUUGUAUGUAUAUAAUGACAAUACGUAUUUAAUUUCUCUAUGUAUUAAAUCUAUACGCAUAAAAUAAACGAUUUUCGAAAUGGCAUCC
Molecule: messenger RNA, 1491 nt
Organism: Ceratina calcarata
Lineage: Eukaryota; Metazoa; Arthropoda; Insecta; Hymenoptera; Apidae
Exons: 3
Coding region: 526-1359 (277 amino acids)
Source: RefSeq, a predicted model, not a curated record